AUGCUGGAGCGUCUGUGGCUGUCUGGUAUCUGUCACAAUGAUAAGAUUGAAGUGAUGAGCAGUAAGCUGGACAUAGACAACAUGGCGGGUGUCUUCUACAUGCUGCUGGUGGCUAUGGGGCUCAGUCUGCUGGUAUUUGCCUGGGAGCACCUGGUCUACUGGAGGCUCAGACACUGCAUGGCUACCAGCUCUGGGAGACUGGACUUCCUACUGGCCAUCAGUAGGGGCAUGUACAGUUGUUGUAGCUUUGAGGAUGAAACCACGCCGGGCAGGGCCAAAUCCUCCAUGGCUAUGCUACCCCACCAUCAUGGCACCAUGGUAACAAUCCCGCCCCCGCCACACUUGGUCAGUGCGUCAUCAACCAACCCGGCCCUGACCAUGGCGCAGCAGCAACAGUCACAGCCCGUCUACAAAACACAACUACCUGGAUCCCCUCCCACCGUGGUGCAUUCUGGGACGGCGCUGGGGCCCUCCAACACUCCCAUGCUGGGGGCGCCCCUGCCCUGCUCCACAUUCCUCCCCCGGACCGAUCGCAGACUGGCCGUGGUGGACCGCUGGAGGCUGCCCAAGGCCGGGACCGCCACCAACCCCAUGGCCGUCCGCGGGGCCGUCGCAGACAUGGGGCCCUUCCCCCAGAAAGUGGCUCCGACCUGGGGCACGACAGCUGGAGGAGUGGGGGUUGGUGGUGGUGGUGGUGGGGGGCUGGAUGGAUAUAAACGCUACUAUGGACCCAUCGACCCUGAGGGUCUGGGGCCCUGUAUGGACCAGCCGGCAGGGUCCCAGACCCCCAAAACAGGGAAGGGAGGGGUCAAACCUUUGGGGACGCCUCGGCUGCCUCCUAAAAGCCAAGCCGUGGGCGUGACCCCAGUCCCUCUGCCCACUAACCCCCCGCUGCCACAACCCUCCCCCCCUCUCCCCUCAUCCUUUUGGAGGAAGCGCCGGCCCAAGAAGCCCAAAGAGCCAGGCGGGCCUCUGUAUGAGAACAUCCUACCACUGGGGCGCAGGGGAGGAGGAAGGGAUGGAGCGAGGGACGGUGGAGGGAGGAGGGGACGCCCCCUCUCUCCUCCUCUCCCGCUCCCCGUAACCAUGCCCAUGUCCCCCACCUACACUCCCCCUUCCCCCUCCACCUCACUCCCCUACACCAGCUCAACUUCCUCCUCUUCCUCUAACACAUUGUCCACCUCUUCCUCUACCUCCUCCUCUCGCUCCUCCUCUCCUUCCUCCUCCUCCUCCUUGACCUCUCAGAGCACGCGGGAAGGUUUGGACGCAGAGGAGGAUGAUGAGGAUGAGGAGCUGACCGAGGAGUCCAGUCUUCUCCUGGGGAGGGGGAGGGACAGACAGCGUUCAAUUAUCUCCUCUCGCUCCCUCAGUCACGGGCGCCAGCCACCACCUAUACCACCCCGAAAACCACGCCCUGCCCGAGGGGAGAGAGACAGGGAGAGGGAGAGAGGAGGUAGCCAGUUGGCCCAGUUACAGGAGUGGUGGGCGGGCUGGGGUGAGAGAGAGAGGGAUCGCAGUGGAGGAGGAGAUGACGAGAGGAAACGAGAGAAGAAGAGGAGGAAAGAUAAAGAGAAGAAGAAAAAGAAGAAGAAGAGGAAAAAGAGGGAGGAGAGGGAACGAGAGAGAGACAAAGAGAGGAAGAGACGGAAGGUGAAAAAGAAGCGGAAGAAGAAGGCGCUGAAGACGAAGAAGAGGAAGAAAUCGACUGGGCGUUCCGAGCAAGAAGAGGGGGAUGUGGAGGCAGAUAGGGAGGGAGAGGGGGAUGGAGGGAGAGAAGGAGGGAUGCCAGACUACUCUUCCUUUCCAACCCAUAAGCGCUACCCCAAACUCCCCGCCUCGGUCAAGUUCUGGGUGAGCGGAGGAAACGGGGAAGGGGGGGACCCCAACUCUGGAACACACCCCUCAUCCCUCCCUCCCCUCAUCCCACUCUCCAAGAGGCAGAGGAGUAGAGGGGUGGAGAGGAGGGAGGGAGGGAGAGAAGGAGAGAAGAGGCCUCUGUUGAUGCACUAUGAGAAAGGCAGGGCUAACACCCAGGAGGGGCUCUCCUUCCAUGAAGAGAAAGGGGGCAGCAUCAACAGCAGAGACGACUCUAUACUAGGGCGAGUGGAGGGCAGGGGCAGGGCGGGGGGAGAUUCUUGGGGUUCAGGGCCAGGAGUAGGGUGGGCGUCAGGGGGAGGGAGUGGAGGUCUGGGGUCCCAGUGGCCCCCCCCUCCAGCAAACCUCCCGCCCCCCCGACGGUACUGGUCUGUGGACAAACUCCCAAUGAAGGGAGAGAAGAAGUGGAAAAGGGGAGGAAGGGGGAAGGGCAAGGGACACGCACGAGACAGAAACCAGGGGUCUGGGGUGUCAUGUUCAUGUAGCCAGUACCCCCACCCCCAUGUGCACCCGCACCCCCAAGGGCGGUCACACGGCCAUGGGAAGAGAGGAAGCACGGCCCUGUCCCACAGCCAGGAGGAGCUGCUCCCCCACUGCCACAGCUUCAGUGGGGGCUCACGGCCCAAACUCCCUCCCAAACCAGACCAGGGCCAGGCCAAGUCAGGCAGCCAGGCAAGCCUCAGCACACAGCAGCCAGGAGGGAUAGUGGACCACCCCCCUCAGCCCUCCCUCUCGCCCCCUCAACCCCUACCUAGUGCCCCUUCCUCAUCCUCCUCCCUGCCGGUGCCCAUCCCUCCUCCUCCCUCCACGUCCUCUGCCUCGGCCAGUGCUAAGCUCCUGUACCAGAGACUACGGUCAGUGCCUCAGCCCGGGCGCUUCUACUCCCCCCACCUGCCACUCAAGGCCAAGAGCCUAUGCUCCCGACGAGGCUCCGCCCAUUUCUCCAGCCUGGAGAGCGAGGUAUGA
Salvelinus namaycush (lake trout) is the source of this 2841-nucleotide messenger RNA. Its product is annotated as serine/arginine repetitive matrix protein 2-like. The coding region runs from base 1 to 2841 and encodes 946 amino acids. The transcript is spliced from 5 exons. Lineage: Eukaryota; Metazoa; Chordata; Actinopteri; Salmoniformes; Salmonidae. The record is from RefSeq and is a predicted model, not a curated record.